AUUUUUUACAGAAUUUCGCAGGAAGAAAAAGUAUUUUUUAAUUCGGCUGAAAUUUUUCGUUGAGAAAGGCUACCAUCGUAACCAUGUCUAAAGCUGGACAGGAUUUACCUCCUCCCUACGCAGCGACUCAGGCGCCACUGGGCUUCUCCGGCCAGCCCCAGGGCUACCCCGCGCAACCUCAGGGCUACCCCCCGCAGCCUCAGGGCUACCCACCCCAGGCAUACCCGCCUCAGCAGCAGACAGUGUACGUCCAGCAGCCGCAGGGGGCGUCGGUGCACGUGGUGCAGCCCACCAGCACCACCACCACCGCCUACGUCAUCCCCGCCGCUGCCGUGGGCACGUGCCCAGCGUGUAGGGUCGGGAUCUUGACGAACGAGUUCACGUGCUGUGGAAUUUUCCUGGCGAUCUGUCUCUUCCCCUUAGGCUUUAUUUGCUGCUUGAUGAUGAUGGAACGCCGCUGCAGUAACUGCAGAGCUGUGUAUGGCUAGUGGCAGUAACUGCAGAGCUGUGUAUGGCUAGUGGCAGUAACUGCAGGGCUGUGUAUGGCUAGUGGCAGUAACUGCAGAGCUGUGUAUGGCUAGUGGCAGUAACUGUUCUGUGGGGGUGUGUGCAGUGCAUGUAGCAGUAACUGUUUAAAGUUCAAAUAACAGUGACUGCUCUGAUAACUGCUUGGCUGAGGAUCAUUCCACAGUUCACGUACAUUAGAUACACUUCCAGAAUUCACAGUUCUAUUUUAAUCCAAACAACUUCUGUGAACUUAGCCCCAGAACGAUUAUUUUAAUCAAAUCAAUCUUCAUAUUUCCACGAAAGUUUUUUAUAUUUCAUAUCUGUUCUCUAUCUUAAAGUUUACCCUUAUUGAAAUUAUCGAUGGACCGACGCUGGCCGCUUGUGUUUAGACGGUACGCUGAUUUUAGUUAUUGGAUAAUCCUAUAUAAAAAAUAUUUUAGUUAGGAUAACGCUAUAUAAAAAAUAUUUAGUAUUUGAUUUGUGGAUGAUAUUACAGGUUGGUUUGAAGGCUAAUAUAUAUCAGGAUAUAUAAUCUUGUGGAAGUAAAUGAAUCCAUACAAAA
Molecule: messenger RNA, 1069 nt
Organism: Hyalella azteca
Lineage: Eukaryota; Metazoa; Arthropoda; Malacostraca; Amphipoda; Hyalellidae
Product: brain protein I3
Exons: 3
Coding region: 84-488 (134 amino acids)
Source: RefSeq, a predicted model, not a curated record